AUGAGAGGUUGGAGAUCCGGUGCAGCUGCACCAGGCGUCUGUGCAUUUCGCACUCCUGGCGACCAACAUGAUGUAAUCGCCAACCCCUUCCAAGACACAAAAGCGCGCAUUUCCGAAUUCACAGCCAGCGAAAUCGCGACAUUACAAUCGCGACUCGAGAAGCAACUUGGCCCCGAGUAUCUAUCAGCCCGCAGUGGUCCCUCAGGCCAGAAGGUGCAUUACAUCCCGGCGGAAAAAUGCAUCGCUCUCGCAAAUGAGGUAUUCGGCUUCAACGGGUGGUCAUCUAGCGUCCAGAACAUCCAGGUCGACUUUGUGGACGAGAACACGCAGACCGGGAAGAUCUCCCUCGGUUUGUCCGUCAUUAUGCGCAUCACUCUACGCGACGGGACGUUUCAUGAAGACAUCGGGUACGGGCACAUCGAAAACUGCAAGGGCAAGGCCGCUGCGUUUGAGAAGGCCAAGAAAGAGGGCACCACGGAUGCGCUCAAAAGAUCGUUACGGAAUUUUGGCAACGUGCUUGGAAAUUGCAUAUACGAUAAAGACUACCUGUCUAAGGUGACCAAGAUGAAGGUUACCCCGACGAGAUUUGACGAGAGGAACUUGCAUCGGCACUCGGAUUUCGCAAAGGAACCGGAAAUGAGGAUUGAGUCAAAAUCCGAGGCCUUGCCCGAGCCGAAAGGCGAGGUCCAGAAGGCUGGAACAGUUGCGACGAUGCCGAAUGUUUCUUCAGUUGAGUCGCUAGACGAUGAUUUUGGAGACUUUGACAUGGCCGACUUUGGUGUCACGGACGAGGGCCACCCCGAUGAAGUGAUGUUGCCCGCAUCUCAUGAGGCAAACUCAAAUGACAAGCCUCAAAUUGCGCCCAAUGACCAAAGUAGACCCUCCUCCAACAGUGUCAACAGUCUGCCAAAACCAAUACAACCACCUUCACGAGCGCUCACCAGAAGUGUUUCCAAUGGCAACCCUCCGCCCAGGCAACAGCCCUAUACACCCCAGCCAGCACAACGAGCGGGCGCACCAAUGCAAAACCGGCCGAACGGACAACAACAAGCUAAACCUCCCAACCCUCCUAACGGCAAUUCUGGGGUGACAACGCCAGGCCAGGCAAAUGGUGAAGCAGCGCCCGCUGUUGGGUUUCUAUCAGCUCGGUCUGCAACACUAUUACAACAGGACGAUAUUCCACCUGGGGCUGCACCCAUAGUUGUCAAUGGAUCAAAACUUUUCGACCCACGAGCUGAGAGCCCUUCUAUUCGAAAGACGCCAGGCAUCGACCACCGAACCUCGAAACCUGUUGGCAGGAAUGGUCAGCACGUUCCCCCCGCGAAAAAGGACGAAGAACCAGUGCGCGCGGUCAGCUCCGUUGGUGUUGCCGGGUUCACUGCCGGUAACGGAGCACCUGCCGCGGCUGGAAGACCAAGCACGGGCAAUGUAGUGAACCCAGCCCUCAACCAGACCCGACAGAUUGGUGCUCCUGGCGGAGCCAGCCCGAUGAACAGAGGCCAGUUUCGGCAGCCUUUGAAGCGGCCAACCGCGGGCGGGAAUGGGAGUACCCGAACGCCCCUGAACGAGGUCUCUACGAAUGGGACAGCCAACGCAGGAGCUGGGGCUGGAGCUGGACCAGAUGCGAAGAGACAGAAGAUGGGCUAA
Molecule: messenger RNA, 1647 nt
Organism: Pseudomassariella vexata
Lineage: Eukaryota; Fungi; Ascomycota; Sordariomycetes; Amphisphaeriales; Pseudomassariaceae
Exons: 3
Coding region: 1-1647 (548 amino acids)
Biological process (GO): DNA recombinase assembly; mitotic recombination; double-strand break repair via single-strand annealing
Cellular component (GO): nucleus
Source: RefSeq, a predicted model, not a curated record